AUGAGAAAUCCACUAUUCGCUGACUUCUAAUAUGCCAAUUGGUAGGAAUUAUAAUUUAAGAGUACACCAUAAUUGUUAUAAUCUAAUUAAGCAAAUCCAGAUAAAAUGAGAAAUUUUUAGCAUGAUGAAAAUAGAGUAGUUGAUUCAAUUGAUCAAUUUAAAAAAUCAAGCAUUCAAUAAUAAUAACACUUUCUGAAUUAAUAAAUACAAAAAUCAGAAAAAGAUGUAAAUUAUAAAAAGUAUUUAUUUUAGCAAAGUUCUAAAAGUAACUCAAUAAAAUCUAAAAAUAAUCAAACUCAUUCCAAAAUAGCUGAUAAAAAUGAAAAUAAUAAAUAUUUUGAAAAUAUUAUAAAUUUAUAAUCUUAAUCAAUCAACAAUUAGAAGACUGUUAGAGACUAAAAAAUAAAGUAAACUAAAAUAUAUUUAGGUUUUAUGUAAGAAAUAAUGUACUAGGCAAUAAGGAAUAUUAUACUCCUCAAUUCGAUAUGGAUGUUCAAUUUAGUAAUUUUAAAUAAAAAUUAUAGAUUUAUACAACAGACCAAAAUUUAAAGACUAUAAAUAUUAAGAUGCAUCAUAUAAAUAAGUAGUAGAAUUAAAAAAUAGAUAUUACUUAAAUGAAAUGAUGAACAAUGAAUUUGUAACUAGUUAAAUUAUCUUAAUUUCUUAGCUAAUAAAAACUAUGGAUAUGGUCUGAAAGGCUAUACAAAAUUUCCUAUCUACCCUUCCUCAAAACCCCAAAAUAUUGAUAAAGAAUGA
Molecule: messenger RNA, 756 nt
Organism: Paramecium primaurelia
Lineage: Eukaryota; Ciliophora; Oligohymenophorea; Peniculida; Parameciidae
Source: the annotation of a GenBank genome assembly